AUGAUUUCUGACGACCAUUACGAACUGUGUCGUCCAAUACUGGACGACAACACCAUAGAAGAUGAAGAUAAGACCGACCUGCUGGAAGACUUGCUCAGCAAGCAGGCAGGACUGAGAGGGAGCGCCCUGGAGAAUGCGGUAAUGAAUGCCCUAUGGAAACACCGCAAUACACAGCGUGGAGAGACAUCAGACACUCCCUUACGGCAUCAAGUCAUUCGAAAGUCGUCUCCAGCGCCCUGGCAAGCCAACCGGGCUCCCACCCCGCUAGGGUCACCACCGCCUCUCUCUUCCAGCCCGGCUCUUUCAGCGGGGUUCCCAGCUGCACGACCGAGCUUUUCUCGACAACGGUCGAGUGCGCACUCUCCAUUUGUCUCUCCAAGACCAUCUCCCAGGCUUGCUCUCGCCCAACCGAUACCUCAUAGCCCUAGCCUGAAUGCAUAUGAGUUCUCGGAUGCCAGUCCUGCUCCGGAUAUCUACGGUGACUAUGGUCACGAGAACGUGGACUGGCUCCUGGGUGACGAGACAGCUAGCAAUGCCUCCUCUACCGGCAACUUGAGUGGUGCCGCGCCUGAAUGGGCACCUCAGCCUGAUAUGAGUCCGUAUGACAUUCUACGAUCUGUGCUCGGGGAUCGAAAGACGGACGAAGAGAUCGAAGAAGCACUCAACAAGAACUCUUAUGACCUGGGCACUACCAUAGCUACCCUGCUCGGUACAGAUACUGCUGACGCCCAAUACACUGCUAUUCCGAAUAGCGAGGCCAAUGUCCUGGUGGGAAAGUCGAUGGCGGUGAACUCGGCCCGCCCAUCCACACCUGGAGCAGCCAAAAGUCCGAUCGUCUGCAAAUACUGGUUGGCGUCUGGCUCAUGUCUCCGUGCGGAUUGUCGUUUUGCCCACGACACUAGUGGUUACUUGUGCAAGUACUGGAUGAACGGAAAUUGUCUAGCAGGUGACGCUUGCCAGUUUUCCCAUGACCCCUCGCUUCUUAUCGGUCAGCUGAGCGUGGGCGACACCACCUCCUCACAAUCCUUCCAGCUUCAAGACCAGUACGAUCAGUUUCCCAGCCUGUCAGGUCAGAACGCGCGAAGCACACUUCAAGCGGGUCUUCUCGCAGGUAACACAUUCGUGCCCAGCAGCCAAAGAAAUCGUGGUGGGUUAGCAAAUGUCGCCCCAAGCUCACGACCACAGUCAAGGCCUAGUUCUCGCCACCAGAAUCGUUCCGAGACUCCAUCUUCUCUGGCAACGGAUGAUCCGGAUGCUUUUCCGACUCUCGGAUCAUUGAGCGCAAGAAGAGUGUCAAAGCACCACGGACAACGAUCUAGACAUGGACAUAGUUUGGAGAGAGAGACAUCAUCCUCGCUGGCUGAUGUCGUCCGCAUGUCACCAUCUCCAGCACCUGGUCAGCAACGCAAGAAUGAAACGCCGCGCAAGAUUCGAACUUAUGGGGGGUCCGAGAGUACAGCCGCCAAAAGAAUACCUGAGCCUCAACACAUUCCGUGGUUGGAGACAGGUUCACGUGCUAAUCAGCAGUACUUAAAAUACAGACAAGAAGCCAUUAAGCAUGGUAGUGUCCGCAACAAGUUUUUGCAGAGUGCUGCACAAGCAUGGAAUCGAAACGAUGCACGGGCAGCAAAAGCAUUGUCACUUCGAGGACAGGCUGAAAACGAUGCCAUGAGAAAGGCCCACCGAGAAGCGGCCAAGGCAUUGUACGAUGAACGAAAUUCACAUCUCGUGUCGCUAGAUGAAGACGAAGAGUUGUACAUCGACCUGCAUGGACUUCAUCCCGAGGAAGCCAUCGAGUAUCUCGAGAACAUCCUUCUCGCCCAAUUUCAACGAGGUCGGCGCAUUGUUUACGCGAUCACAGGCACUGGUCAUCAUAGCAAGAAUGGCAAGGACAAGGUCGGCAAGGGCGUACGCAACUGGCUCAAUGAAUGGGGCUAUACCUUUCGUGAGUUUAGCGUGCCAGGUGAGCGAGGUGGAUACAUUGGGGGAGUGUUGGGAAUAGAUAUCACCAGUCAUAGACGGCAACCUGUCUCUACGGAGAGCUCAAAAGAAGAAGAGGAGACCUCCCCAACACCAGUUAUGGCGACACUCGGCGGCAAGAUACAGGUUCUCAAACGUGAGGAAGUGCCAGCAUGA
This is a messenger RNA of Exophiala viscosa, 2136 nucleotides long. RefSeq lists its product as uncharacterized. NCBI's taxonomy places the organism in Eukaryota, Fungi, Ascomycota, Eurotiomycetes, Chaetothyriales, Herpotrichiellaceae. Gene Ontology annotation, molecular function: RNA binding; metal ion binding. The coding region runs from base 1 to 2136 and encodes 711 amino acids. Gene Ontology annotation, cellular component: nucleus. The transcript is spliced from 2 exons. Gene Ontology annotation, biological process: negative regulation of DNA-templated transcription. The record is from RefSeq and is a predicted model, not a curated record.